AUGUCAUACCUCGUCGAACAUAUCACCAAACAAGAUAUCCCAGGGGUCAUAAACGUCCUGUUCACAGUUAUGGCACCAACCGGCUUCGGACGCACCACAGGAGAGGUUCCAAAUUACAGUGUCACCUUGGAUGAGUUCCUCUCCUCGCCGUAUGGUACCAACAUGGCUUAUCGAAUAGUCCAUGAAUUAGAUACAGAUCCGACACUACAUUACCUGAAGGUAAUGGAUAGCCACUCGGGAGAUAUCAUAUCUAUUGGCAAAUGGCAUAUCUAUCAUGGAGAAGAAGGGCUCCGAGCAUGGCGUGCCUCUGUGAGAACGGACGAAAAGAUGCAUAUCCCGUUUGGCUUGAACGCGAAGGGGUAUCGUAUGGUGAUGGGGAAAUUGUUUGACAAGCGGAAGCACUUCUUUGGCGAAAAUGGGAGGGACCAUUGCUUGUUUGAGCUCCUCGUGACACAUCCUCGGUUCGAACGUCGGGGAGCAGGAUCACUCAUCACUCAAUGGGGAUGUGAUGUGGGAGACAGACUGGGCCUGGACUGUUACCUUGAGUCGUCGGAUCAGGGGUAUCGCCUGUAUAAGAGGAAGGGAUUCAGAGAAAUUUCGGCGGAUCCGGAGGAGAAUGUUAUUGAGUUUACUGUCGAUGAAUUUACGGGGCGACAGGGAUGUGCUGAAGACAAGUUGCAUUUUACGUGCAUGAUUAGGAAGCCUGGAAAGCAGAACGGGUGA
Messenger RNA from Aspergillus tanneri, 723 nucleotides. RefSeq lists its product as uncharacterized. The transcript is spliced from 2 exons. Lineage: Eukaryota; Fungi; Ascomycota; Eurotiomycetes; Eurotiales; Aspergillaceae. The coding region runs from base 1 to 723 and encodes 240 amino acids. The record is from RefSeq and is a predicted model, not a curated record.